UUAAUAAUAUAACUAUUUGUGUCAGCACAUUUCCACUCGGUGUAGACAACGCUUUUGUUUAACGUGCCUUUUUCAAUACUUUAUUAAUUUUGUUGGGUUAAACUGUGGUGUGUCACCGUUUCAUGUGAGCAAUAUCCCGUGCACCUGUGCAUUUAGAAAGUGUGGAGUUUCAUCGGGUAUGAUGGAUUUCGACGCGGAUCAUUUUUGUCGAGAAAUAGAGGAAGAAUUUAAUGUGAAUUUACGAAAGAAAAUACGGGAAAGCUGGCAGGACUACUGGGAUUGUGAACAAUCAAUAGCUAGCGCUCGAGCUAGUGUUAUGAUCUACGAUGACGUAAAUAAAAAGUGGAUACCAUCAGGAACAUCGUCGGGGCUUUCGAAAGUUCACAUAUACCAACACACCGUACAACAAACAUUCAGAGUCGUCGGAAGAAAACUCCAGGAUCACGAAGUUGUUAUUAACUGUGCCAUUUUAAAAGGACUGAAAUAUAAUCAAGCAACAGCUACAUUUCACCAGUGGCGUGACAAUAAACAAGUUUACGGGUUGAAUUUUAGCUCAAAGGAAGAUGCGGACCUUUUUGCAAGGGCGAUGUUCCAUUCGUUAGAGGUACUUAGUAAUAUAGUUAGACAACCAGCCCCCCAGUAUGCACCGCCGGUAGCACCGCAACCACCGCAACAGCAGUUACCGCAGCAGCAAUACGACGAAGACAUGGGUUACCGCACGAUGACACGAGAAGACGUCGCAAUGAUCCAAGAAAGGCGGAUAUCGAAUUCAUUGAUGUCACCUCAGCAAACGUCACCGAUGACUCCUCAAAAUAACGUGCCUGCAGCGCCGGCAAUGCCAAUGUCCGCCGCCCCCGCCCCUAGCCCUAUUUCACCCCCAUCUGCACAAUCUGGUCAUCAAAGAACUGUGAGUGCGCCGCCCGCACCGCCGCCACCCCCGGCCGGACCACCGAUGCCGCCAGCGGGAGGGCUGGCACCUCCUCCACCACCACCUCCCCCGAUGAACAUGUCUAGGUCGCAAAGUAGUGACGGUGGCGAAGUUAAUUCUUUAGCGGCACAGUUGCAGAAUGCUAGGUUAAAAAGAAAUAACAAGAAUACACCACCACCAACUGAAAACAGCGGUUCGUCUACUAGUAGUGGUGGAAGCAGUAAUUAUGGCACGCUCGGUAGGGGAGGAGGUGGAAGCAUGGCUUCGAUGAUGGACGAAAUGGCGAAAACGUUAGCUCGGAGAAGAGCAGCGGUGGAAAAGAAAAACACCGAUAAAGAUGAAGAUGAGAAAAAGGCGGUAUGGGAAAAAACAAACACUCUACCAAGUAAUACUUCCAAAUUCUCUGAGUCUCCUAAAAGUAUCCGCAAGAGGUUCGGCUCAGCCUCCGAGGAAACUAUAUUGAAAGUAAACGGCCUAUCCGAAGUUUCUGGGCUGUCACUUGGACCAACUGAAUUAGAGAGCCUCAAGAAUGAAAUAGUAAAAGAAGUUAAAAAAGAAAUAUCGAAAAUGAAACAAGAUAUUAUAGAUGCAAUCAAAUCAGAACUGAACCGAAGGUAAUUUAUUAUUGCCUUAUACUGUAACUGCGACGUUAUAACCGUGAAUUUUUUUAAUAUGGAUAAUUUUUACACUUGGAUCAAAUCAUGCGACAAUUUAUAAUAUUAUAGUAAUAUUAUUCGGUCUUAACGUAAACACUGUACGUUUAUGGGAAGAGUAUGUUAUUUAAUGUUUCCUAUUUGCUGUUCUGUACGUUAUUAGUAGCCAGCAGCGAAAAGAGGAAAUGAGAAUCGACGGGUUGUGUAGACACAUGAAGUUGAAAAUAUUUUCAACUCUUUUAACAUUGCUUUAUUUGUGAUCAGAAAUUCAUAAAUGCAUGUGUCAAGUACAGAAUAGCUGAAUUUUAAAGUAAUGCUAUAUAGGUGUCGUGGAUAUAGAGCACUUUUAUUAUAAGUUUUAACAUAGUAUUUAUUUUAUUAUAAGUUUAAUUAGGUAUUUAAAAUUUUUCAAUGAUUCCUAUGUAACACUGUUUAAAAAUCGUUUAAUUAAAUCACAAUUGACUUAAAAAUCUCGACAUGACAAAAAAUAUCACAGUUUUAUAUUAUUUUAGUAUUACCAGUAUUUUUAAAGUCACAAUCGGUAUUCGUGAAAAAUCAUUUUUACGCAGUGUUGCAAUUCUUGUAAAUAUUUAUAUAGCGUGGGACUUCCAAUGACCUAUUUAUUAACUGCUGUUUUAGUUGUUGCUGAAUAGAAAAUGUCCAAAAACAGUCUUACUCUUGUUCAGGAAAGUGUGUUUUCGUCAUAUUUUAUGCUUUUUAUAAAAGAAGUAUUGAGAAAAAUUGUGCCAAUAUCAUUUGACUUGUAAAUGCAAUGUAAGAGUAAGAUUGUUGUGAAGGCAUUUGUGCUACCAAUUC
Messenger RNA from Zophobas morio, 2397 nucleotides. It is a transcript of the gene ena, whose product is annotated as protein enabled. The coding region runs from base 179 to 1546 and encodes 455 amino acids. Gene Ontology annotation, molecular function: SH3 domain binding. The record is from RefSeq and is a predicted model, not a curated record. The transcript is spliced from 7 exons. Lineage: Eukaryota; Metazoa; Arthropoda; Insecta; Coleoptera; Tenebrionidae.